Messenger RNA from Oenanthe melanoleuca, 4039 nucleotides. Its product is annotated as aryl hydrocarbon receptor-like. Bases 1 to 2799 code for a protein of 932 amino acids. Gene Ontology annotation, cellular component: nucleus; aryl hydrocarbon receptor complex. The record is from RefSeq and is a predicted model, not a curated record. Gene Ontology annotation, biological process: regulation of transcription by RNA polymerase II. The transcript is spliced from 11 exons. Gene Ontology annotation, molecular function: nuclear receptor activity; protein dimerization activity; transcription cis-regulatory region binding. Lineage: Eukaryota; Metazoa; Chordata; Aves; Passeriformes; Muscicapidae.
AUGUACGCGGGGCGUAGGCGGAGGAAGCCGGUGCAGCGGGCGACGGGGUCGGGCCUGGCUGAAGGCGGCGGCUCCAACCCGUCCAAGCGGCACCGGGAGCGGCUGAACCGGGAGCUGGAGCGGCUGGCGGGGCUGCUGCCCUUCCCUCCCGACGUGGUGGCCGGGCUGGACAAGCUCUCGGUGCUCCGCCUCAGCGCUGCCUUCCUGCGCGCCAGGAGCUUCUUGGGCGGUGCUCUGAAGAAUCCUGGUGCUAAAGAAGUCCAGAGGGAUGGAACCUGUGGUACCAGACCAGCUCUGGGCUUGGCAGCUGUUCCAGAGGGUGAGCUGCUCCUACAGGCUCUCAAUGGCUUUGUGCUGGUGGUGACAUCAGAAGGGCUGAUAUUUUACUCCUCACAUACAAUCCAGGACUAUCUGGGAUUUCAACAGACAGAUGUCAUGCACCAGAGCAUCUUUGAGCUGAUCCACACUGAGGACCAGCCGGAAUUCAGGCGCAACCUCCACUGGGCCCUGGACCCACCACGCACUCCCAAGGGUGAGCCUUCUCCAGCAGUGGGGAAGAGUGUUGAUUCCUGUGCUGCCAUCUACAAGCCAGAGCAGCUGCCCCCAGAAAACUCCUCCUUCCUGGAGAGGAGCUUUGUGUGCCGCUUUCGCUGCCUCCUGGAUAAUUCCUCCGGCUUCCUGGCUUUAAACCUUCAAGGCAGGCUAAAAUUCCUUCAUGGGCAGAACAAAAGGUCUGAAGAUGGCUCUGCCAUGCCCCCCCAGCUCGCUUUGUUCGCCAUCUCCACGCCCCUGCAACCCCCGUCCCUCCUGCAGAUCCAAACCAAGAACAUGAUCUUCAGGACCAAGCAUAAGCUAGACUUCACCCCCUUGGCGUGUGAUGCCAAGGGGAAGAUUGUCCUGGGCUACACCGAGGCGGAGCUGCGGAUGUGUGGCACUGGGUACCAGUUUGUCCAUGCUGCUGACACGCUGUACUGUGCUGAGAACCACAUCAGGAUGAUGAGGACGGGGGAGAGUGGCCUGACAGUGUUCCGGCUGCUGACCAAGGACAACCGCUGGAAGUGGGUGCAGGCCAACGCACGCCUCGUCUACAAGAAUGGCAAACCCGACUACAUCGUGGUCACACAGAGACCCCUCGUAGAUGAAGAAGGAGGAGAACACCUUCGGAAGAGGUCCACGCAUCUUCCCUUUACCUUUACUACAGGAGAGGCACUUCUGUACCAAAGCACUCGCCCUCUCCUGGGCUUCCCUGACCUUUACCAGAGCAAAGGAAAGCCCUGCAAGUCCAAGAAGCCCUCCUGCAGCCAUGUAGGGCACUCCCAGAAGAAUGGCAUCGACCCCAGGUCCCUGCUGGGCACUGUGAUGCGACAGCAUACGGCAGAGUGUGCCUCCCACCCACCUCCCACCGUGAACCCUUCCUUCAGCAGCGCUUUCCAGCUCGGGGAUGUGUCUUUGCCAGGUGCAGGAGGGGGUGCCUGGAGUACAGGCACAGCUCCAGCUUCUUCAAGUGGCAAUAGCCUCCAAGAGAAGCUGCUGGAUUUGCAGCAAGAGGACCCUCUCUUGGCCACCAUGAACUCACUCUCAAUUAAGAGUGAUGAGAGCUGUUCCAACGAGCUCUUCGGUGCUUUGGAGGGCCUGGGCUUGAAUGCUGAGGACCUGGAGCUCCUGCUGCUGGAUGAGAAAAUGGUGAUGGUCAAUAUGGACCCAGGGCAGUCCCCAUUCCUGAAUGACAGCCUGGCCAGCGAGCAGAUUCUCUCCUCUGUCCCCAGCCCUCCAGUGGAUGAGCAUGAGGGAGGGCAGCAAGUCUGUCCUCUGCCAGGCACUGCUUCAUGCCAUAUGGAGAGCAAGGACUCAAGGUGCCACCUGGCACAGCAUGCAGGGCAGCCCAGCACUGCCCUGGGCCAGCCCCCUGCCCUGCUGUGGGAGCAGGCCCUUGGUGCUGUGCCAGGGCUGGUCGUGGAGCUUGCUAAGCAGGAAGAGCCAUCCAGUGGCUCCCAGUGGAGACCAGCUGGGGAGCAGACUGUGCUUCACUUCCUCCAGCCAGGGCAGGGCACCCCAUGGGACAGGGCCCCCAGCUCAGCCCCAAGAGCCCCCUGCCUGCAGGAGCCACUGAGGGCUGGGCAGCUGCAGGGAGACUUGCCAGCUGUGCAGCCUGUCCUGGGUGAUGCCCACCAGUCCUUCUCCUUGCCCAGCCAGUGCCAGGACCAGCUGAAGCACCAUCACUUGCUGAUGAAUGGAGUGUGUGGCCACAGCCCCAGCUCCUCUCCACACUCCAGCCGAUGGCAGGACUAUGCUUACCCACUCCUGGAGUCUCCAGCUCAGCCUAGCAUUCAUGGCCUCAGCCAAGACGUGAUCUCCCAGCCCCAGGGCUGUUUGGGUGUGUCCUCACAGCACUUCAACCUGAAGAGCAGCAUGGAACCUGCUGGCACUGGAGACUCCUGGGAGAAGAAGGCUCCAGACCCCGGUUUUGUUCCUGCUUCCUACCAGCUUAUUCCUGAAAAGCAGCUGAGCCCUGUUCCCUCUGUGCCCCAUCACCCUUUCCCUGGCUCUGCUGCAGGGCAUACUGGGAGCAUCAGCAGUCCUUUGGAGACUCUGGAUUCCUAUGGGACACAUGCCUCUGCACUGAGCCAGGGGGGCAGGCACAGGCCCUGCAGCACCUGUGGUUUGCCCAGCUCUCCCAUGGAACUGCCCCAAGACUACCCAGUGCUGGGGCAAAGCCUGGCACUGCCCUGCCAGCCUCAGCCCCGGGCAGAAGUGCUGCCAGCUUCCUCUCACGCCUCCAGGGAGGACUUCUGCUUCUAGGAGAGAGAGGGAUGGACAAAGCAGGACUGUUCCCUGGGGAAGGAGCAAACUUCAAGCUGCAGAUAACAAGCCUUCCCCACUUCUGUGCACAUCCUGCCCGUGCUAUUGAUGUUGGUCGCUUUGGCUCACCUGGGGGGUUUUGCCCCUUUCUCAACUUCCCACUGUCGUGCUCCCUGUGCUGUUCCCAUGCUGGUGUCCCUGGCCUGGGGAGGGACAGCAGCACGGCUGGAGGACAGAUUUCCCAGGGUGCUGGAGGAAGCUGAGCUGUGGUUGCAAGUCAGCCUAGGAGUCCAACCAAAGCUUUGUAUUUACAUGCAUGAUCCAGCAUGCAUACAAGCCUCAUAAAAGCCUGUCCUAAAGAAAGAGACACAAGUUUUCACCUCUUAUAUUAACUCUUCUGCUAACCCAGCCAGGUACUUAUGACUGUAGCCUCGUUGUACAGAUAUUGCCUGUUUUAUAAGGAAAAUGAGCCUUGUGUGGUGUUCUUGUGUUGCUCUGAUCCUUUCCCACCCCAGCUUUCCCUGUGUCCCAGGUGUUCCCAGUGUUUGGGAUCCAGGUUAGAGCUCCUGUAGCAAACACCCUGGGUCUUGCUGUACUGUACAAGACAUGCCCAGAUUGACUGCUAAAGUGGUUCUCUCUGGGUGAUGGCCUCCAAGAUACCCUCAGACUUCAAGUCUCAAAGUUUCCAGUUAAAAAACAGAAAAUUCAGUAAGAUAAAGAAAAUCAGUAUAAUGCUACUUAAUUGUAAGAACUGAGAGAGUGGUAUUUUCCCACAGAAAGAAACCCACAGCCCAUAGGUGUGCAUAAUGAGAGUUGACAGAUUUAUUUUUUUGCCACUCUAGUAGAAGGAAAAAAACUCUUACCAUCACAAAGCAGCAUCCUGUGGAAUGGGAUGAAGAGGUUCUUUAAAAGAUCAGAAACACGGUAAUCCUUUAAGAAACCUGACAAAGCUCAUCCCUCCCUUCUCCUGCUUGCCCACCUUUGGAUUCAUGUGAAUUCCUAUUGGUUUUGUUUCAAUAAAUGGUUUUUGGAGCUCCUCCCUGCUCUCUCCCUCGCUGGUUGUCUCUUCCCAACCUGGAGCAUGUCAGGGUUUGCUGGCUGCAGCAUUGGAGCCUGGGACACAAUGGGUUGGGUUGGAAGGGAUCCUGAGGAGCACUUGGAGCCUUUGGGAUGUACACAGUCCAUGUGCCAGCUCCUACCAUGGAUGUUUGAAAGGAACUGGAAAAUCUGACAGAGAAGG